Molecule: messenger RNA, 2248 nt
Organism: Lolium perenne
Lineage: Eukaryota; Viridiplantae; Streptophyta; Magnoliopsida; Poales; Poaceae
Source: RefSeq, a predicted model, not a curated record
GGCCACGGAGGCCACCCCUGUCCCAUCCCCCGUCGCCGCCCUGUUCUCAGCCACAGAGGCGGCCGCCGCCCCUGUUCUCCAUUCCCACCGCCACCCCGUCCCCGCCGGCUCACCCAUCCACGCUCGCUCACCACCUCCAUCCCCUAUCUCCUGCAGCAUCACCCUGGCCGGUGGCCGCGCCGCCGUACGGGAUUCGUCGCCCAGGACGACGUACACCACUCACACCUCACCGUCCGCGAGACAGGAGCUCUCCAACAACCUCCAGUUCACCCCCGUUGGACCACUGGGAUGAGGCAGAGGAGGUGGUGCUGGCUGUAGCUGCCGAGCGCGGCGUAUGAGCUGCGGGUGGGCAGUCCCGCCGCACGACUAGACCGCCUCCGAGACGGCGUCCCCGGCACGGCUGCCCAGGGGUGGUGGGACGAGUAGACCGCGAGCUUGCUGAUGGGCAUUUACACGACGGUGGACCUCUCCAACGUUGCGUGGAAGCUGUUUGACGAAAUGCCACAUGGGGCAUUGGUGGUGUUGAACAUGACGAAAUGCCACAUUCCGGCCGCCGGACGACUAGACGUCGGCACUACAUGUCGGAGGCAGAGCGCCUCUCUGACGGCGUCCCGGUGCGGCGCCGGGGGCCGAGGAGGUGGACCCGGCGGUGUCGAAGCUGCAGGUGGCCGGGAUGCCGCGUGAUGCCGGCUUGAUGCGUCGGAGGUACUGGAGGCGUUGAACAUGAUAAUCAGGGAUAUAAUCAUUUUCGAAACUAGGCUAUUCCACGCAGAGGAGAAAGGAGGCACUCAGUACAGUACAUACCAAACACUUUUCAACUGUGGAGAACACCGGCGGGGAGGUGGCGGUGGGUGCAGGGGCGACGCCGGCGCGGGGUUUCACCAGCCGAAGUGUGCGUCCACGAGGCCUACGAAUCCGCCUCCGUCGCAGGCCAGUCCACCCGCGCGACAGAGAUAUCCGGUGAUGGGCGCCGGCGCUGCAGGAGUGCCGCAGCGGAAGGUGUUCGGCGACGGCAGGGAAACUGGUCCGGCCGUGGGCGCCGUCGCUACAGGGGCUCCGCAGAACGGUUGCGGCAGCGGCUCCGCGGAACGGUUGCGGCAGCGGAAGGUGUUCGGCUGCAGGUGCUCCGCGGCAGGGGUUCGGCUACACGGGCUCCGCGGCCGCAGUGAUUGGCGGCGGCAGGGAUUCGCCCAGGAGGCAGAGGAGCAGAGAGGAUCGGGGGAAUUGCAGAUGGAGUUGUGUGGUCGUGCGAUGUGGGGCGGUUGCCAUGCGAAGUUACCACAAUACCCUUAGAAUGUUAAAUUAAAAUACAAAAUUAAAUGAUUAGACCGGACGGCUAGAAUAAAUUCUGGCGGUAGUACUGGGUAGUACUCCGUAGUACCGCCCAAUCACCGUAACACAGCUCAAAUUGUAAUAGGAAAAGGCAAAAUGAAUUGGGGUACUACGAGAAGGGUCACAAUCUUUGUGCCACUUAUACUAUGGAUUCUAGAUUUCUAUGAUGUUGAUAGGCAAUAGAGAAUAUCAAACCACGCCGGUACUCACAAUUGUCCUCAAAAGUUGUAAUGGCCAAAUGAAAUGAAAUGAAACUAAGCAUUCUUGUUUGCUAAAAGUAAACUCCUUAGAUAAGGUAAACUUAUAGAGAUCAAAUGGUUAAUGCAAUUCAGUUCCUAGGUGCAUAUGCUCCCUCUACCAAGAAAAAAUAUUUCGAAGUGCCGAAAAAUUUGGUUACAAAAUUCUACAUGUACAUUUCCAUAAUAUAUGUGUGAUCGUCAAGUUUCGCGAGAAACCGAUAUUUUUGUGGUCUAUGUAGAAAAAAGAAAAUUUAUUUUGUGAAAAGCCUUAUUUUUAGCAUCGAUUUUGUCUUUUUACACACGACACACGACACAUGAAACGACUUUUUUUUUUGGCUCAUAGCACAUGAAGAUGUACAUCUAAUUUUUUUUCAGUUUUUUUAACAUUUUAAAUGUGUUCAAGUUGUGUUUCAAAAUAAAGGGAGUAUAUGCUCCUAUGAGCCAAAACACGACUUCCUCUUUUUUCCCCUCUAUCUUUGACUACUAACUAAUAUUGAUAUUUGAAUUUUUACUUCAUUGAUCAAACAUAUUUGGUAGUUUAGACAUGAGGGAGAGUAUAUUAUUCAGUAGACACUCAAAGUUGCUCAUUGAAGCAAGCUGCGUUUGGCAUGUUACAAAGUUCUUAAUAAUUCAGGAAAAAGGAGAAUUGGAGUCGCGAUAUCCUGGUCGAAUUUAGA